AUGCCGCCCCCAGACCCCCCAGACCCCCUUUCCCACCUCCCCUACGACACCUCCCUCCCCUCCGCCCUCGCCCACCUCGUACACCACCUCGUAGACCCCCUCGCCCGCCACUACCCCCAGCACACCACCCAGUACCUGCUCGAACAACUCAAGCGCGACCUAUUCCGCCAUUUCCAGCCUACAUGGGAUGAGGCUCAUCCCCAAGUCGGAAGCGGCGCCCGCUCGCUUAUCUGCACCCGCCAUCUAGGUCUCCCUAUGCCGAUGCGCGCUGCGGGAACCAGGUCCGGUGUUGAGGAGCGGGUCUGGAGAAAGGCCAUCGCCGAAGAAGGGGGCCGAUCAGGAGACGUCAGCAUGGGAGAGGAGUGGGAGGUCUGGUGUGACCCCGGACAGGUCGUCUGGAGGUGGGGUCCUUGGGAGUGGGAAGAUCCGGAAUUUGAGCCUUCAAAGAUCGUUAGAGAAUCACUCCAGGUGAUCUGGCAGUCUGCGGCAGACGGCGACAAGCUUUCUCCCACCACUCCCGCAAAGACGGCCCAAGGCACUCCCAGCCGACCGUCCUAUGCUGUACCUAUCCGUGCCCCCACACUUCUCGCCAUACCCCCCACCCCGUCUCGCGGCCAAGGACAGAAUGAGGCGAUUUCCGUGCAAGAGUCCCUUUUGCCUGCCUUCUCUACCCUCGGUCUUGGCAGACCUUCGGACGGCGGGCAAAAUCGGGUCAGCUCGGGCUGGUCGAGUUCGGAAGAGGCGUCGUCCCGUUCCACCUCGAUGACUUACUCUGAAGAACAACCCGCUUCGCCCGAGCACCGCUCGGCGUCUCGUACCUCCCACAGAGGCUCCGAGUCCCAGAGUAGCAUCUCUUCAUCUGUCUCGGACAGCAACUCGGGUCAUACGCAGUUGCUUACUCCUGCCACCAGGCCAAGCACCGCGGACCCCUUUACCGUUUCCAUUAUUCCCCUCAGAGAAUCUUUCCGCCAGGAAGGUGUCGAUGUAUUCGGCGACAGGGGGAGCAGCGAAAAGCUCAAGACCACUCCAAUCUCCCAGUCCCGUGGGCGAGCUUCUCCCAACGCCCUUGGCGAGUCAAAUGUUCAGCCUACUACCCCCAACACCGAGACCACCAUCACCCCCCGUGUUCCCACUCCUACUGUAACCCCAUACGACGGCGGCAACGUGACUGUCCUCGGUGGUGGUAUUAAACUUGGCGGUGGGGCGGGGUCUCACUCCCGUUCAUCCUCUGUGCAGUCUUCUCACCGCACCCCCAUCGACCGCACCCGAUCUCCAUCUGUCUCCUUUGCGUCUCGUGCUCUCUCCAGCGCUACUGGGCCCAAUGGAGAACCCAGGAAACAGAGGACCAGGAGGAGGAUCAUGCCCACCUACCUUGGCCACUUGGGUCAGCCUGGUGUCGGUGGACCUGUCAUGGGCGCUUUCAACGGGGUAGUCAGCCCCGGCGCUAGUGGCGGAAUGGGGUACGGGUUUGGAGCUCAUGUUGGUGUUGGAGUCUCCCCCCCUCAGGUUGGAAUCAGGGGACCUAUGCCGAGAAUGGGGCAUUAG
This is a messenger RNA of Cryptococcus amylolentus CBS 6039, 1545 nucleotides long. RefSeq lists its product as hypothetical. The coding region runs from base 1 to 1545 and encodes 514 amino acids. Gene Ontology annotation, biological process: negative regulation of cell population proliferation; negative regulation of mitotic cell cycle. The transcript is spliced from 2 exons. NCBI's taxonomy places the organism in Eukaryota, Fungi, Basidiomycota, Tremellomycetes, Tremellales, Cryptococcaceae. Gene Ontology annotation, cellular component: nucleus; cytoplasm. The record is from RefSeq and is a predicted model, not a curated record.